GUCUGUAGAGCGCAGUCACUGAAUCACCUCACCAGUCGCUCUGUGGAGUGGACACGCAGAAUACCCUUUUCACGCACCGGGGGAACUUACCUGAAAACGCAUUUUUUCACCCCCAACUCUAUUCUCUUGGAAUUUGGUGCUUUUGAAAUAAUCAGCUGAAGACAGAUGCAUUGAAUCUCAAGCAGAAUGAGGGAAUUUACGCAUUUCUUCCACGUUGUUGCGCUACUUGUCACCAUCGUCUCAGCGACCAAGUUAAAUGUACCACGGCUGAGACUAACAUAUAAAGACCUGCUGUCCACCAACAGGUCUUCUGUCUUCAGCGGUCACCACGGUCAGCUCUCUCUCACCGCUGUCUUCCUGGAUGAGUACCGCGACCGUCUCUUCCUGGGAGGGAAAGACAUCCUGUACUCUCUCAUGCUGGGACCUGUCAGCAGCGAGUCUAAAGAGAUCAACUGGCCCCCGUUACCUGGCAAUAGAAAGGAGUGUAUUGAAACAGGGAAAGAGCAGACGGAGUGUGCCAACUUUGUUCGUCUCCUGCAGCCAUACAACCGCACUCACCUCCUGGCCUGUGGCACCGGUGCUUUCCAGCCCAUGUGUGCUUUCGUCUAUGUGGGACACAGAGGCGAGCAUGUGUUCACAAUGGACCCAACCAAUGUGGAGAAUGGACGAGGGAAAGUUCCUCAUGAUCCCAGCCUCCCCUUUACUAGCACCUUCAGUGGUGGAGAGCUGUAUACAGGUCUGACGGCAGAUUUCCUGGGAAGAGACUCAGUGAUCCUCAGGAGUAUGGGAGGUCGCUCCACGAUGAGGACAGAGACUGAUGAGAAACUUCUGCAUGACCCUAAAUUCAUUGCCGCCCACCUCAUCCCGGACAACGACGACAGAGACGACGAUAAAGUAUAUUUCUUCUUCACUGAGAAAGUCACGGAGGCAGGGGACAGGGAGGGGGCCAUACACUCACGUGUGGGACGAGUGUGUGCGAAUGAUGUUGGAGGCCAGAGAGUGCUGGUGAACAAGUGGAGUACCUUCAUCAAAGCCAGACUGGUUUGUUCUGUACCAGGACCUCAUGGCAUCGACACACACUUCAACCAACUGGAGGAUGUUUUCCUCCUGAGGACUAAGGAUGAGAGGAACCCAGAUGUGUAUGCAAUCUUCAGCACUAUCAGCAAUGUGUUCUCGGGAUUUGCUGUGUGUGUUUACCGUAUGGCUGACAUCAGAGAAGCCUUCAAUGGACCCUUUGCUCAUAAAGAGGGUCCCGACUACCAGUGGGGUGCUUAUGAAGGCAGAGUCCCAUAUCCAAGACCAGGGGUGUGCCCCAGUAAAAUCACCAACCAGCCUGGCAGAGAGUUCGGCAGCACAAAGGAUUUCCCUGAUUCAGUGCUGCACUUCGCCCGCAGCCACCCCCUGAUGUGGCGACCGGUGUAUCCAGCUCUGCGCCAACCCGUGCUUGUAAAAGCCAAUGUCCCCUACAAGCUUAAGCAAAUAGUGGUGGACCGAGUGGAAGCAGAGGAUGGGCAGUAUGAUGUCAUGUUCAUUGGCACAGACAUUGGCACAGUGUUGAAGGUCAUCACUGUGCAUGGUGGAAACAGUCUAGAGUCAGAGGAGGUCACACUGGAGGAGCUACAGGUCUUUAAAGUGCCAACUCCAGUUACAUCAAUGGAUAUAUCUGUUAAAAGGCAAGCCGUGUACGUGGGCUCUCCGGCAGGUGUGGCACAGGUGAAGCUGCAUCGCUGCGAGACUUAUGGGAAAGCCUGUGCUGAGUGCUGCCUGGCCAGGGACCCUUACUGCGCGUGGGAUGGCUCAUCCUGUGCACGAUAUGUGCCCAAUAACAAACGACGCUACCGCAGGCAGGACAUCAGGCAUGGAAACCCUGUGCUGCAGUGUUUGGAUCAGAACCUGAAUGAAGACCUUGACAUGACAGAGGACAGAGUGAUGUAUGGGACUGAGAACAACAGCACCUUCUUAGAGUGUGUGCCUCGCUCUCCGCAGGCUACUGUAACCUGGCUCAUCCAACAGCAUGACCACAAGGAAGAGGUGAAGUUAGAUGAUCGCGUGAUGUCUACAGAGCAGGGUCUCUUGUUCCGUCGCCUCUUCCGCCAAGAUGAAGGUGUGUACAUCUGUCGCUCCCGAGAGCACGGCUUCACACAGACCCUGGCCCGCCUCACCCUCCAAGUGCUCCAGGGGGAGACCGUGGACGAGCUCAUGGCUCGUGACAAUGCCGGCCUCUCUGACUCGUUGAAAGACAGAUCUACAGGUAGCUACAGGCCGUGGAUGCCCUGCAGCGCAUACACCAGGGGUGGCUCAUCAAGCCAAAUUGGCCAAUCACGUACAUGGUUCAAAGAUAUCAUGCAACUGAUUGGGCCGUCAAACCUGCCACAUGUGGAGGAGUACUGCGAGAGAAUGUGGUGCAACGACAAGCUGAGGAGGAAACACAAGAGCAUGCUGGAGAAGUACCGGCAGGCACAGGAGAGUGCCAGGAAGGCUCGUAGCAAGAGCUCCGGAGAACGUAACCGGACGCCGCGGGAUCUGACCGCAUGGGAGGAGUAAUGAUGAGAAUAUGGGAGGGGAAAAGAAGGAGGAAAUGAAAGACUAAAAACAGAGAAAGUUUAUAGUGUAGGACAAGAUAAAAGGGCCAACAAAAGGAUCAAGACCAGCAUCAUAGUUUAAACCUAGUUGAAUUUCAGGAUAGGGGAGAUCAGAACCAUUUUUCCACUUUUGCUGGUCAUCAAACUUUCAUCAAACAGAAUAGAUUUUGUGAAAUCAGUGUGUAGAUCUGGUGCUCGACCUUGGAUUUGACUGUAGCCCAGGAAAGAUGUGUUUAGUUGUCUGAAAAGACAACUGAGCCAGAAAAGAUGUUGAAACAGAUAAAGAGAAAAUAAGAGACAAUCAUUCACAUACACUCUGAGGAUGAUAUUUUAAAAUCCUAAUCACCAAGGACCCCCCCCCCCCGACAACUUUGUCAAUGCAUAAGAAAUUACAUAAACUGCUUAAGUCAUACCAGUCAAUCUUCACUGAGAAAACCCUCGACACUUAACAAACCUCAGAUUUAAAAAUGUAUGCAUGACUAUGGAUGGACUUUACCAAGAGCAGAGCCUGUUUUAUGUCUGCUUUCGCAGCCUUGCUGACUCUUUGAUGAACCGUGUGUUGGCUCAUAUUAUUGUGUUAAUUGUCUCCUGAGACUUCAAGCUGCACUAGGCGGGUUUUUUAUUGUAAAGAUCCAGUUAAAUUGAAAACUGGUGCUUCGAGGGAGAGGAACGGUACAUCUACAUACCGUACCUUUGCAUCUUCAGACUACAGCAAAUUUGCCAAAUGCUGUUUGGACACACACAAUUAUUUAACUUUCUUUUUCUGACCAGAUUGGUGACAUUUCACUGGAUUAAUAUCUUUUGUCUUUAACAGCCCAUAUCUCCUCACUUGUUCUGCUCUUGACAUAGUUAAAACAUUCAUGCUCAUGUGUGACUUUAUUCCAAGACACGACGGCCUCUGCUGUGUAUUUGUUGAAGGCAAAUGAGCUAAUGAAGCACACGUAUUUAACAUGCUCUGUAACACACACACACACACACUCUGUCUCUCUCUCUCUCUUACAUAAACGGACAUCCCACUCACCCAUAACACUGAAUGCAUAGCCUUAUCUAACUCAGACUGGAAGCUACCAUGAGACGACUGUUGAUGGUUCAACAGAUUAAAGGCACAUUGCUUUAUUUUUACUGCAGUGGGUUAAAUUUUCCAUGAAACACCAUCUAACACCCUCCUCACUGACCCUUAGAGGCAUAUUUCACAGAGGCUUAUUUUCAUGCUUUUGGUUUUCAUACCACACGCCCUCUUGGAAUGUACCUAAAGCUCACACUAAAUGCUUAAAAUUCGCUGUCAAGGGAAACCUUAGGCAAAUCUGUUGAAUCAUUUAUCUUAAUCUUAAGUAAGAUUUCAUUGUUAAGUAUGCAUAAAAGAGCCUAUGAAACCAGCAAAGAUCUUCAGUUGAUAAUUUGGGUGAUAAACUGACUCAAUUCAACAAGCUAAACUUAACUAACCUCAUCUCACAUGUUAAUCAGCCACUGAACUCCCUUUCUCACAGUUCCUCUGUCUGCCUUAGCUUUCCAGUGACAGUGGAGGGAACAAGAAGGGUCAAAUGUAAUGACUAACGCUUUUUUUCUUUCUGCUUUGGAAACACUGGUUCAUGAUUUGAACACAUGAUAAUCCACCUUGCUAUUGUCAUCAGAUUUAUUGUGAAAAUAUAACUUUCCAUGUUACACAAUUGUUUUUUAGUUAUUUUCACAAGGCAGGGGAAGCACCAUAGCACUCACAGCAAUGUCACAAGGCAGGAAGAGUAGUGGGCCCUGGCCCCUAAUAUGAUGGCAUAUCAUAUAAUAUAUCCCUCCAUCCUCCAAAAAAAGAAUUAAACACACACACAAAUAAUUAUGAAAGGAAAGAAGAACAGAAAAAUAGAUAAACAAUUAUAAACUGUUGUAACAUAAUAUGUGUUCUUUUAAUUUAAUUUGAAGACAGCUACAUAUAUAACACAAUCACAAAGUAGCCAAGUACAGUAGGAGCCAAAGAACUGAGGGGACCAACAUGGCUGCCAAUGUGUUACCUCAUGUGAAAUCCUUUUAAUGGAGUAUGGUAUAUAUUUUCUGUGAGCCCAAUAUUUGCUUAAAAUUAGCCAGGGAAGCAGAGCUGCACCUAUGAACUUGGUGACUUCUUGUGACCUGUGUGGCAUGUGAACGGCCUCUCAAGAGGUCAAAUGAACAGAGAGGAGGAACGGAGAUGAAACAAAGAAAAGAGCGAGAGAUUCAAAUAAAGGUACGAUAAGAAACUUGUGAAGGCUGUAUUUACUAUUCAAAUUAUCCUAAUUAAUUAUCCCGCAUUUCAUCAAUAUGAAAAAGUGAAACAUUUUUUUCUGAUUUGUACAAAACACUAAAGAACAUGUUUUUUUUGGUUGGGGAUUGAGAGACUGGCUGUGUGACUGCAACUCUGGUAUUUACUGUAAAAAAUAUUGCUCUAAAAAAUUGAAAGAAUGAUACAGUUACCGGGAUGAAAUACACUUUAUUGAUCUUUUAAAAAAUCCUUAAUAAUAGUUCAUUUUCUCUGUAACAGUUAUUAUAGUUUAAUUUUAAAUCUGCUCUGGUCUAUAAAGAUAAUAACAAAAUCUGCCUUUUAUUUGUAUGUUGUGGUGGUGGUACCAGAUUUGUUUAAGCUUCUGCCUUUCUAGGUCCUGAAUUUCUGUCAUUAGAAAAGGUUGUCCUGUAACUUUUACAACAAUGAUUGUGAGAUGGAACCACAAAAAUAAAUGCUGACACUCUUUUUGCUGGAGAAGUCAAUGACACAGAAAGCAGGAAAAAAAGCUCCAUCACUAACCAAAUAUCAAAAGAAUUUCAGUACAUUUGUACAAAUUGUGUUGUGGUAUUGCAUCUGAUGUUUUAUAUAUUUACCUCUCUAGCUAGUUGUGUUUGGUGCAGUUUCUCAAUACUUUCUUUAAGUUGUUUGGAGUUAAAGCAUUUGUCUUGCCUUAAUGUUGAACUGCAGUAUUUUACAGUGUAUAAUGUAUAAUGGACAGCUGAUAGAUGUGUUGUUUGUCAGGGAUUUAAAAACUCAUGGACGUUGCUGUACUUUUUGUAAAACUGGGGAAGUGUUUCAGUUCUGUUGAACUAUAGCAGGCGAUCUCACUGAUCAGCUAAUCCUCCUGAUUGUGCUGAGCUGAUUCAUUAAUACGUGCACAAGCUUCGACACCCACGGCUGCUCUGCAGGAAGCAGUCAGGAGGUUCAACCAGUGGUAGAAUAAGAGCCCCAUCACAUAUACUUAAUAUAAAGCAAAUAUCGCUGAUCAGAGUUUAGCAAAGCUGAACUCCAUGCGAAGCCACAAUUUGCCUCGUCAUAGGAAGAACAAUGUUUCAAUCACUUCCUCACUCUCACAGAUUGAAAGUAAACGGAAGGCAAAGGUUCGUCUCUGAAAUAUUUGCUAAUGUGUAAAGAUUCUUCUGCCGACUCUGGCAGCAGUCCAAUGGGCAAACUAUAAUUAUUAUAUUGAACUUGAGAGGUUCAACAAGCAUGGUUUCUGUACAGAUAUUUUUUAGUACAAAAAACACCACAUACAAUAUAGAAAUUAGGCUAAAAGAUGGAAGGAUGGUUGGAUCAGAAAUGAGCAUUAUCUUGGUGUAAUGUCCCUUUAUUGUACUGUAAAAAAUGUUUGCUGGCUGUGGAGUCUCUGACACAAAGAGCCUAAUUUAAGUGUGUAUUUAUGUUUUAUUUAAGUGUCUUUCUACCAUGCAUGCUGUGUAGUUGUAUGCUGUUUAACAACAUUAAAGGUUGAUUUUCUAACAUAAA
This is a messenger RNA of Paralichthys olivaceus (Japanese flounder), 6315 nucleotides long. It is a transcript of the gene sema3g, whose product is annotated as sema domain, immunoglobulin domain (Ig), short basic domain, secreted, (semaphorin) 3bl. The record is from RefSeq and is a predicted model, not a curated record. Gene Ontology annotation, biological process: axon guidance; neural crest cell migration; negative regulation of axon extension involved in axon guidance. Lineage: Eukaryota; Metazoa; Chordata; Actinopteri; Pleuronectiformes; Paralichthyidae. Gene Ontology annotation, cellular component: plasma membrane. Gene Ontology annotation, molecular function: chemorepellent activity; semaphorin receptor binding.